Molecule: messenger RNA, 3788 nt
Organism: Alligator sinensis (Chinese alligator)
Lineage: Eukaryota; Metazoa; Chordata; Crocodylia; Alligatoridae
Gene: TFCP2
Product: transcription factor CP2
Biological process (GO): positive regulation of transcription by RNA polymerase II
Cellular component (GO): nucleus
Molecular function (GO): DNA-binding transcription activator activity, RNA polymerase II-specific; RNA polymerase II cis-regulatory region sequence-specific DNA binding
Source: RefSeq, a predicted model, not a curated record
GUGUCCCAAGAAGCUGCCGCUGGCGGACGAGGUGAUCGAGUCGGGGCUGGUGCAGGAUUUCGAUGCCAGCCUCUCGGGCAUCGGCCAGGAGCUGGGCGCCGGGGCCUACAGCAUGAGCGAUGUCCUUGCCUUGCCUAUCUUUAAGCAAGAGGAAUCGAAUCUGCCUCCCGAGAAUGAGAAUAAGAUCCUGCCUUUCCAAUACGUGCUGUGCGCAGCCACAUCCCCCGCUGUGAAGCUCCAUGAUGAGACACUUACCUAUCUCAACCAAGGUCAGUCAUAUGAGAUCCGGAUGCUGGAUAAUAGGAAAAUUGGGGAGCUACCUGAGAUCAACGGGAAGCUGGUGAAGAGUAUAUUUCGCGUGGUAUUCCAUGACCGGCGGCUGCAGUACACGGAGCACCAGCAGCUGGAGGGAUGGAGGUGGAACAGGCCGGGAGACCGGAUCCUGGAUAUCGAUAUCCCCAUGUCAGUGGGUAUCAUAGACCCCCGGGCCAAUCCCACGCAGCUAAACACGGUGGAGUUCCUCUGGGAUCCUUCCAAGAGGACUUCAGUCUUCAUCCAGGUGCACUGCAUCAGCACAGAGUUCACCAUGCGGAAGCACGGGGGUGAGAAGGGUGUGCCCUUCCGGGUCCAGAUCGACACCUUCAAAGAGAACGAGAAUGGGGAGUACACAGAGCACCUGCACUCUGCCAGCUGCCAGAUCAAAGUCUUCAAGCCCAAAGGAGCAGACCGGAAGCAGAAGACAGACAGGGAGAAAAUGGAGAAGCGAACACCCCACGAGAAGGAGAAAUACCAGCCUUCCUAUGAGACUACGAUACUCACAGAGUGCUCGCCAUGGCCAGAGAUCACCUAUGUCAAUAAUGCGCCAUCCCCUGGCUUUAACAGCUCCCACAGCAGCUUCUCCAUUGGCGAAGGCAAUGGCUCUCCAAACCAUCAGCCCGAGCCACCCCCUCCAAUCACGGAUAACCUCCUGCCCACAAGUACGCCCCAGGAGGCUCAGCAGUGGCUGCAUCGGAACCGCUUCUCCACAUUCUCACGACUCUUCACAAACUUCUCAGGUGCAGACUUACUGAAGCUGACAAGAGAAGAUGUUAUCCAGAUCUGUGGUCCGGCAGAUGGCAUCCGGCUCUUCAAUGCAUUGAAGGGACGGAUGGUGCGGCCGCGGCUGCUGACCAUCUACGUCUGCCAGGAAGCACAGCAGGUGCGGGACCAGCAGCAGCAGCAACAGAAGCAUGAGGAUGGGGAGGCAGCCAACGUCACGUUCUUUGUUUACCACGCUAUUUAUCUGGAAGAGCUGACUGCAGCAGAACUGACAGAAAAAAUAGCCCAGCUCUUCAGCAUCUCCUCUCGACAGAUCAGCCAGAUCUACAAACAAGGCCCAACAGGGAUACACGUACUGAUCAGCAACGAGAUGAUCCAGAACUUUCAAGAUGAAUCGUGUUUUGUUCUGGACACAAUGAAAGCUGAAACCAAUGAUAGCUACCACAUCAUCUUAAAAUAAAGAGGGGGCUGGACUCUGCAAGGCGGCAGUCCUCUCUCAUCACAUGUGAAGACCCAUCACUGACUGCACAGAGACACAGGCAGAGAGAUCCUGAACUCCACAGAGUCUUCGCUAAAGAACCCAGUCUGUUUGUUACUACGUGAUGCUUUCUGGCAGAGGAACACCCCCCCCCCCUUUUAUUUUAUUUUUUUUUUUGCUCCUCUGGCAUGCCAGCGCACUGCUUCACCUCUGGAAUGGAGGCAAAAGUUGGCACAUUGCAUUGUCAUUAGCUGUUGGGAUCCAACCCUAGGUCCCGUGACAGCCCGUGUCUGAAGCCUUGAGAGGGGUUGACUGCUACGAUGCUUCUGAAGGCUCUCACAAGUGAACUCUUCUGACAAAUUGCCCAGCACCCUUUCUGGCAUGUGCUGGGCUGAGCAGGUCUCAGCUAGGUGCCCCAGUUGUACUGACAGAGCUGGGGGGUGGGAGGACUCUUAAGCUUUUAUUUGACAUUGUCUGUUGAUACGUUGUAAAGCCGUUAUGCUCAUCCUCCUCUCUCAAGUCACGUUGAUUUUUAGUUCUACUCUGUGUGUGUGUGUGCGCACGCGCGCGCGCAUGUUUUGUCUUCCCCUGCCAGUGUCAGGAUUGUCAGGAACACUAUGCAGACUUGAGGUUUUGAUGGUCACUUUCUACGCAGACAAAUGCCGCUUUACUCUCUGCUCAAGCAACUUUGCAAAAGGAAAUCUGAAGGAGCUAACUCAUGGAUUGAUUUGUUGUUCUGCAUGAGUUUUUUUUGAAAAACAAAAAACCAAAAAACUCCUUGAGACUUUUUUUCAGGGCAAAGGAAGCAAAAGAUAUCUGCUGUAUUUUUAAUGAAAACAUGAGUGGUGUUUUAUUAGCAUGUUGACUAUUUCCCCCUCUCCCCCUGCUCCCCAAUCAGCUUGAAAUUCCCUUAGGAACUGGAACAGAAUUAGACCAGUCCUACGUGCACUAAGAAGGAUUUUCUACAGCAGGAGCCUGCGGGGUUUGUGCAAAGCCACGGUGACAAAAAGUGCCUACAUACAGACUUUGAGGAUGGGAGCCAUCGGGCCUCUUGGGUAAAGAAUCUGCCUUCUUAAACAGAUGCCUGAGCAUAUCUCACAAUGCCCAAAAUGAGCUUCCUAUAAGGAAAUGAGGCUCACAUGCCUUAUUUGCCCAAAACAACAGGUUCUGGUGCAAAGCAGGUGGCUUUUUAAAAACUAUACAUGCAUUUCCCAGCCCCUCCCUGCCGGCCCUCCCCCAGAGAAGCCCAAAGCAGAAGUGUUCAAGUCAACAACUAAGGUUGCAACAUGAAACCAAUGCAAAGCAGGAUCUGCUGGGUUCUGAUUUGCCAGGAUGGGGUGAAUUAAAUGAGUCUGACAAUCGCAUCACCAUGGUCCAAAAUAGCUGCUAAGAUACUGACUGCUCUUGUUGUGAUAAGCCAUAAGAGACCUGUAUGCAACUUCUGUCCGCCUCCGCUCAUUUCCUCCCUCCAAAGAUGGCGGGCAAAAUCCUUUUGCAUUCUAGGCUGUAUUUGAAGUGAUGUAACUGGUCGCUUCUGGCUCAGAGUUGUCCACCAUCCAAUGGCCACUGUCUGAAAAGAGCCAGACACUCCUGCCCCAGUAUCCUAGCAGAUACUGGUCAGUACCACAGUUGGUAAAGAUGGCUGGUAAGUCAUGUUUAUAGGGACAUAGUUGAAUUUGCUUUAAUGCCAAAGUGGCUGGUUUCUCUUGGGUUUAGUCUGAACAAACUUCUAAAAGCUGCUCGUUACUGAGCCUUCAGUAUCGUGGGCUUGAUGGAAGAUAGCAGCCUGCAGUGUCCCUCUCUCUGGCUUUAAAGAGGUUUGGAUUAUAACCUUUGUCACACUUAAUCUAGAACAGAGAUACAAAUGCUUCUAAAAUGGCUGCAGCUCCUCAGCUCAUGAAAGGCCAAGGCCUCCCUGUUGUUACGCACUUGGGGGAAAGAUGCCAAGAAAAGCCGUGGAAAGCUGGCAGACUUCCACCCGCUGAACAAUGACGUGUGCUGCUCCUGAUUUGACGGGACUCUGAAUUCUGCCUCCAGAGGUGCUAUUGUUUUGGCCGCUGGCCUUUUGUAUGGAUUUUAAUACAUCCGUGAUUGGGCAGGGAUGUAUAUUUUAGUCUUGGCUCUUUUUUUUUUUUUUCCUUUCCUGUUUAGUAUGCAAGAAGUGUAAUAGCCGAUGUACCAGAGUGACAUGGACUCGUUUAAACUUUUUGUAUCGCUAUUUCUGGGUGUGUACAGAUUCUUUUAAUUAAUUCAUCAUGUUUGGACACAGAAA